This is a messenger RNA of Aspergillus puulaauensis, 1071 nucleotides long. Its product is annotated as dihydroorotase. The transcript has 4 exons. Bases 1 to 1071 code for a protein of 356 amino acids. Gene Ontology annotation, molecular function: dihydroorotase activity. Gene Ontology annotation, biological process: 'de novo' pyrimidine nucleobase biosynthetic process; pyrimidine nucleotide biosynthetic process. Gene Ontology annotation, cellular component: cytoplasm. Lineage: Eukaryota; Fungi; Ascomycota; Eurotiomycetes; Eurotiales; Aspergillaceae. The record is from RefSeq and is a predicted model, not a curated record.
AUGCCUCUCUCAAACCUGCAGGGGGUCAAGCUCCCCGCUUCGGCCGACUUCCACGUCCAUCUUCGCGAUGGCGACAUGAUGGAGCUGGUUACUCCCACCAUCAGACAAGGUGGUGUCAACACUGUUUUUGUCAUGCCCAAUCUUGUACCGCCAAUUACUACGGUUGACCGCGCGCUCGAGUACAAGCAGCGUUUACAGGCCAUUGAGCCCAACGUAAAUUUCCUCAUGUCUCUUUACCUCCAUGAGACUAUUACGCCGGAAACCAUCAUCGAUGCCAAGAAGCGUGGUAUCACCGGCGUCAAGAGUUAUCCGGCAGGUGUAACUACCAACUCCUCUGCUGGUGUCGUCGAUUAUGCGCAGUUCUAUCCCGUGUUUGCGGAGAUGGAACGUCAGGGAAUAAUCCUUAAUCUGCAUGGGGAGGUUCCCUCCCAAGGCGAUGUGACCGUGCUGUCAGCGGAGGAGCGCUUCCUUCCCACCCUUUUGCAGCUGCACGAGAAGUUCCCCAAACUUCGGAUUAUCCUGGAGCAUUGUACCACCGCCGCCGCAGUCGAAGCUGUCAAGAAAUGCGGCCCGACUGUUGCAGGAACAAUAACUGCUCACCACCUGUCGAUUAUCAUUGACUCCUGGGCUGGCGACCCUUUCUGCUUCUGCAAGCCUGUCGCCAAAACACCUGCCGAUCGAGACGCCCUUCUGCGCGCCGCAGCCUCCGGCAACCCUAAGUUCUUUUUUGGCUCAGAUAGCGCACCACACCCCGCAGCAUCCAAGCGAGGAGGAGAGAAGAUAGCUGCCGGUGUGUUCACUCAGCCAUAUACGACUCAGCUCGUGGUCGACGCCUUCGAGCAGGCCUGCCAAAAUGGUGUCUUGAAAGAGCAAGAUAUCACGCCCGAGAUUGUCCAAGGUUUCAUGAGCAAAUAUGGCCGCGCAUUCUAUGGCCUCGAGAGUGAGCAAAAGGAGUUCAUCACCCUGGAAAAGAAAGACGAGAAGGUCGUAAACAUCCUAAAAUCGGACAAGGUGGAUGUUGUCCCCUUUAGAAGGGAUCAGCAGACAUGGAGCGUAACCUGGUCUGCAUAG